AUGGGUAAUCAAAGAUAUCAGAAUCAUGAGGAUAUAGGUGACUCUGAUUAUAAUUCUGGUGAUUAUAAUGAUGGUAAUCCAUUUGGUGAAAACAACAACAAUAAUAAUAAUAGUAAUAGUAAUAGUUUAGGAGGUCACAGUUAUAGUCGUUCAUCAUCAGUAGGGACUACAAAACACGAAACACUACAAAUGCCAGAUUACUACGACGAAACAGAGGUCAUCAGACCAUCACACGGAAGUAAUUCCUACGGGAAGAAAAGUGGUAUCACUCAUGUACGUGGUAAACAUACAUUCACAGAGCAAGAGAAAGAAAAGAUGUCCCAAUUCGAGAGUUUAGAUUUCCCAGUUAUCGAUAAUCAAAUUUAUAGAGAUUUUCAUAAGAAAUCAACAAGAUUAAAUCAUAUAUUAAGAACAUUUGGUAAAUGGGCAAUUUGUUUUAUGAUUGGUGUGGGUGUUGGUUUAAUUGCAUAUAUUGUCAAACAAUCGGUAGAGUUUGUUCAGGAUUUUAAAUUUCAUUCUUCAGAGAAAUAUACACAGAAUGGUGGUAAAGUCAUUGGAUUCUUUGUUUAUUAUUCCAUCAAUGUGCUGUUCGGUGUUUUGGCGUCGCUUAUUAUCAUUCCAGUCGGUCAGAUUGCAUCGGGUUCCGGUAUUCCAGAGGUAAAGGGUUACCUCAACGGUAUUAGAAUUCCACACUCUAUGAAUGUGAGAACACUGAUUGGAAAGACGAUAUCUCUCAUUCUCGCUUAUUCAUCGGGAUUGAUUCUCGGUCCGGAGGGUCCAAUGAUUCACAUCGGUAGUAUGAUCGGUGGUGCCAUCGGUCAGGUGAAAUCGAAAACACUCAAGUGGUAUCCAAAGAUCUUCUGGCGUUAUCACAACGACCGAGAUCGCCGUGACUUUAUCUCGACGGGUGCCGCUGCAGGUGUUGCCGCUGCAUUCGGUGCGCCCAUUGGUGGUGUGCUGUUUGGUUUCGAGGAGGCCAGUUCGUUCUGGUCGCGUCAACUGACAUGGAGAACUUUCUUUGCCUGUUUGAUCGCCACUUUCACAACCAAUAUCAUUCUCCAAGGCUUCCAAGUGCAGGUGCACGAUUACGGUGUCUUGACAUUUGGAUUCUCACAGGAGUAUCUCUAUCGUUAUGUAGAGCUGCUGGCGUUCGCAGCUGUCGGUGUACUCGGUGGUUUGUUUGGUGCAUUCUUUGUCUAUCUCAAUGCGAGAUUAUCGCGUUGGAGAACUGAAUUCUUCUCUAGACUUCCCAUCUACACAAAGACAAUCGAGGUUUUCAUUAUUAUCACAUUGACAUCGGUUGUUCUCUUCACAUCGGCCGGUCUCACUGGCUGUAGAAACGAAGCCGAUGUCACCUAUCCAAUCGAUACAAUCACCGCACAGAAUAUCACAUUUGUCAGAUUCUUUUGUCCGGAGGGUCAGUACAAUGAUAUGGCUGGUCUCUCUUUUAACACACUCGAUGCAUCGCUGCGUCUGCUCUAUUCGCGUUCCGCUAAUCUCUUCUCGAUUCAAACACUCAUUGUAUUCACUGUUAUCUCAUUCAUCCUCACAACCAUCACCUCCGGUAUAAUGUUGUCGUCCGGUCUUUUCAUUCCGAUGAUGUUGAUUGGAGCGUCACUCGGACGUCUGGCCGGUCAGUUUGGCGCGCUGAUGUUCAAGCAUGCCAAUCCACCUAUCGAUCCAUCGAUCUACGCCAUGGUCGGUUCCUCAGCAAUGAUGGCAGGAUUCUCUAGAAUGACCAUUUCACUGGCGAUUAUUAUUGUAGAGUUGACCGAGGGAACACAGUAUAUGCUGCCUGUAAUCCUCUCGGUGAUGAUUGCCAAGUGGGUCGGAGAUAUCUUUAAUGAAUCAAUCUACGAACAUCUGAUGGAGCAGAAAUGCUAUCCUUUCCUGCCUACACAACCACCACAGUCGAUGUUACGCUUCGGAAUCACCGAUGUUAUGAAAACCGACGUUGUUACACUCUACGAAGUCGAGCGUGUGUCGCGAAUCAUCGAGGUGCUGCAGGCUGCCGACAAGCAUGCCGGUUUCCCGGUGAUCGAGAAGCACGGCUCCGCCAACAAAGAUGCCUACUCAGAGGACGGCAUCUACUGUGGAAUGAUCUUGCGCUCACAGCUGACCAUUCUGCUCAACUACAAGAUCUUCUGUCAGGAGCAACCACACAUACAAAACACAUAUCAGCGCGGAAAGAAUCAACGUCGUUGGGGAAAAGCUACCGACUACGGUCAUAUCCCUGCCGAUGGCAGAAUGAACUAUCAAAUAAUGACACAGGCGCUGGCAAGACACUUCCCACCCAUUAGCGAAAUGAACAUAACCAGAGAGGAAAUUGAAACUAUGUAUAUCGAUCUCAGACCUUACAUGAAUCUCAGUAGUGUGGUAGCAAAUGAAACAUUCUCAUUCCAAGAAGGAUACCAAUUAUUUAGAACAAUGGGACUCAGACAUAUGCCGGUUGUUAACAAACGAAAUGAAGUAGUUGGAAUUGUAACUAGAAAAGAUUUACUAUAG
Molecule: messenger RNA, 2505 nt
Organism: Heterostelium album PN500
Lineage: Eukaryota; Evosea; Eumycetozoa; Acytosteliales; Acytosteliaceae
Gene: clcA
Product: chloride channel protein
Exons: 2
Coding region: 1-2505 (834 amino acids)
Biological process (GO): transmembrane transport; chloride transport
Cellular component (GO): membrane; intracellular membrane-bounded organelle
Molecular function (GO): voltage-gated chloride channel activity
Source: RefSeq, a predicted model, not a curated record